AUGUCAACUUCAAUUCAGCCUCUUCUCUUCACUCCCAAGUCCCAGAGACCAACCGUCACUACUACUCAAGUCUUUCCAGAUCAUCACCCCUUCUCAGUUUCAGCAACUCUAUUAAGAUCCGGUCAUGGGUGUCAUCACUUUUCACUUCGAUAUCCCAUCCCCCAUUCCCAGGCCAGGAUGUUCAAGGCCGCUAUCCUCGAUGCCGAUAACCUCCUCCCCAAGGUCCUCCCACAAGCCGUCAAGAGCGUUGAAGUCCUCGAGGGCGAUGGAGGUCCCGGGACCAUCAAGUUGAUGACUUUUGCCGAAGGCAAUCCGUACAAGACAGCGAAGCACAAGGUCGAGGUCCUGGACAAGGAGAACUUCACCUACUGCUACUCAAUCAUCGAGGGCGAAAUGCUGGGCACCACCUUCGAGAAGAUCACCCAUGAGGUGAAGAUCAACGCGUUGCCUUUGGGAGGCUCGAUGUUGAAGUGCACGGACAGUUACUUCACCGCGGAGGAGAUCAACACCUGGAAAGAGAAGGUGUCCGCGAUGUACGAGGCCAUCGAGGCUUAUCUCUUGGCAAACCCUGAUGCCUACUGA
Molecule: messenger RNA, 582 nt
Organism: Eucalyptus grandis
Lineage: Eukaryota; Viridiplantae; Streptophyta; Magnoliopsida; Myrtales; Myrtaceae
Product: major allergen Pru av 1
Exons: 2
Coding region: 1-582 (193 amino acids)
Biological process (GO): abscisic acid-activated signaling pathway; defense response
Cellular component (GO): nucleus; cytoplasm
Molecular function (GO): protein phosphatase inhibitor activity; abscisic acid binding; signaling receptor activity
Source: RefSeq, a predicted model, not a curated record